Messenger RNA from Caenorhabditis bovis, 735 nucleotides. NCBI's taxonomy places the organism in Eukaryota, Metazoa, Nematoda, Chromadorea, Rhabditida, Rhabditidae. The record is from the annotation of a GenBank genome assembly.
AUGCGUGCCGCGCGUUCCAACUGGUCCGUAUCCCCGGAGACAAUUAUUUCGCAUCAUUAUCGAUUGACGAAAGGCAUUCCAGCCGUGGUCGAUGCCACCGCUCCAUAUUCUAUGUACAACAGUCCAAUAAGCAUUCAUUAUCUGCCAAAACGCGCUUCUUCAGCGGACCCUUUGAAAAGAAAGCCUUUGAGUAAAUCUCAACGGGAAUUGAACGAUUUUGUCAACGGAAGAAACUCAUCUACCAAUCUUAGGCUUCCAUUGCCAAUUCGUUCAAGCUUAACCGAAUUGGCGAAGCCGAAAUUGUUGGAAAAUCGCAAUUAUCAGCCACCAAGACGGAGAAAUGUAAGUUUUUGGCAUAAACCAGCUCAAUCAUCUCAGGUGUUCCGCCAAAAUCCGUCAGCCCAAUUAUCGAUCACCAAAUUCAAAGACGACGUGCUGACAGAGAUAAUUAAGGCCAAUGUUUAUACCGAUAAGUUCAUUUUGAGCGUUUUACGCCGCCAUCGCGAACAACUCGCCGGCAUUAUUCCAUGGAAUGACCUCGAAAAAGCGUCGCAAGAGCUUCUUGAGCAUCUCGACGUCAAACCUGAAAUUCGGCCAAGAAGCCAUACGCUGAAAAUCGAGGAGGAGCUUCGCAAUAGCGUUGAAUCAUUAUCAAUAUCGUCGAGCUCAUCAUCAAGCAAAUCGUCGUCAUCGUCGUCGUCGCGUUUUUCCUCGUCGUCGGAUUCAUCAAAUUGA